CGGGACACGGCCAACCGCCUGCGGAUCCAUUCCAUCAGGGCCACGUGUGCCUCCAGCUCCGGCCACCGCACGUCGUGCUGCAGUGCAGCGGAGAUCAUGUCCAUCCUCUUCUUUCACACGAUGAGGUAUAGACAGAGAGACCCACAACACCCCGACAGCGGCCGGUUCAUCCUCUCCAAGGGCCGUGCUACAGUGCUCUAUGCUGCUUGGGCAGAGGUGGGCAGCAUCAGGGAAGCCGAUCUGCUGAGCUUGAGGAAAAGUCACUGAGACUUGGAGGGACAUCCCACCCCUCGACUAGACUUGGCAACAGGGUCCCUUGGGCAAGGAUUAGGCGCUGCCUGUGGAAUGGCUUACACUGGUAAGGACUCCGACAAGGCCAGCUACCGGGCGUUCUGCCUGAUGGGAGAUGGUGAAUCUUCGGAAGGCUCUGUCUGGGAGGCUUUGGCCUUUGCUUCCCACUACAGUUUGGACAAUCUCGUGGUAGUCAUCGACGUGAACCGCUUGGGACUAAGUGGCACCACACCCCUUGAGCACUGCAUAGACAUCUAUCAGCAUCGCCGUGGCUUUGGGUGGAAUACUUACACAGUGGAUGGCCCUGAUGUGGAGGCCUUGUGCCAGGAGUUUUUGCAAACCUCUCAAGUGAAGAACAAGCCUGCUGCUAUAGUUGCCAAGACCUUCAAGGGUCGGGGUAUUCCUAACAUUGAGGAUGCACAAAAUUGGCAUGGAAAGCCAAUGCCAGAGGGAAGAGCACAUGCAAUUAUCAAAUUAACAGAGAGUCAGAUACAUACCGACAGGAAUCUCAUACCAAGACCCCCUGUUGAACAUUCACCUCAAAUCAGCAUCACGAAUAUAAAAAUGACCUCUCCACCUGCUUACAAGGUUGGUGACAUGAUAGCUACUCGAAAAGCAUGUGGUUUGGCUCUGGCCAAACUGGGUCAUGCAAACGAGAGAGUUAUGGUUCUGGAUGGUGACACAAAGAACUCCACCUUUUCUGAGAUAUUUAAGAGAGAACACCCUGAGCGUUUCGUAGAGUGCUUUAUUGCUGCCACACGUGAUCGAACCAUUGCUUUUGCUAGUACCUUCGCUGCCUUUUUGACCCGAGCGUUUGAUCAGAUCCAUAUGGGAGCCAUCUCUCAAGCCAAUAUCAAUCUUAUUGGUUCCCACUGUGAGAUAUUCAUUGGUGAAGACGGACCUUCCCAGAUGGCCCUGGAGGAUCUAGCUACGUUCCGAAGCAUUCCCAAUUGCACUCUUUUCUAUCCAAGUGAUGCUAUCUCAACAGAGCAUGCUGUUUAUCUGGCCAACAAUACCAGGGGGAUAUGCUUCAUUCUAACCAGCCGACCAAAAACUGCAGUUAUUUAUACUCCACAAGAAAAUUUUGAGAUUGGACAGGCUAAGGUGGUCCGCCACAUUGUCAAUGACAAGGUCACAGUUAUUGGAGCUGGAGUUGCUCUACAUGAAGCUUUAGCAGCCGCUGAUGACCUUUCUCAACGUUUUUCUAUCUGUGUCAUUGACCCAUUUACCAUUAAACCCCUGGAUACUGCUGCAAUCAUCUCCAGUGCAAAAGCCACAGGUGGCCGGGUUAUCACAGUGGAGGAUCACCAUAGAGAAGGUGGCGUCGGAGAAGCUAUAUGCGCAGCUGUCUCCAGGGAGCCUGACAUCCUUGUUCAUCAGCUGGCAGUGUCAGGAGUACCUCGAAGUGGGAAACCUAGUGAAUUGAUGGAUAGGUCUGGAAUCAGUGCUGGACACAUCAUAGCAGCUGUGAAAUCUACUUUAAUGAACUAA
Messenger RNA from Galeopterus variegatus (Sunda flying lemur), 1782 nucleotides. RefSeq names its product transketolase-like 2 (gene TKTL2). Lineage: Eukaryota; Metazoa; Chordata; Mammalia; Dermoptera; Cynocephalidae. The record is from RefSeq and is a predicted model, not a curated record. Gene Ontology annotation, molecular function: transketolase activity; thiamine pyrophosphate binding.